AUGUACUCACAGAGACCCUUGGCGUAUGCUCCCUCUCCGUACAGCUAUACGCCCAACCUGGCCUUGUCCGCGACUAUUAAUUUGGACGAAGAAGUCAAGCUUGCCUCUACACCAGCGGAGAGAGACCUUUAUGAGUCACUUGCCGAAAUAUACAGCAUUAUAGUAACAUUGGACGGACUCGAGAAGGCGUAUAUCAAGGAUGCUGUUGCGGAAUCUGAGUACACAGAAACAUGCGCUAGACUUCUAAAACAGUAUCGGUCGAGCCUAAGCGAUGAGAGUGUUGCUAAAGAGUUUGUGGAUCUGGAUACCUUUAAGCGAAGAUGGGGUUUGGAAUGUGCCAAAGCUACCGAACGCCUUCGCAUCGGGCUUCCAGCUACUGUCGAGCAGCCCUCACAUAAUCCUGUGCAAGCCGCCGCGACAGGCUCCGCUUCAGGAAGUCUUAUACUUGCCGCUACGGAGAAUUUCAUUACGUUUUUGGACGCGUUGAAGCUUAAUAUGGUCUCUAAAGACGCGUUACACCCUCUUCUAUCUGAGGUUAUCCAGUCCGUCAACAGGGUGACCGACGAGGAUUUCGAGAAUAGAGGGAAAAUCAUCCAGUGGCUUAUCACACUCAACCAGAUGAGGGCGACCCAGGAAUUAGCUGAAGAUCAAGUUCGGGAGCUUGCAUUCGACAUUGAACAAGCCUACCAGGGAUUUAAAAAGACGUUAAAUUGA
This is a messenger RNA of Ophidiomyces ophidiicola, 714 nucleotides long. RefSeq names its product Vacuolar protein-sorting-associated protein 28 (gene VPS28). Bases 1 to 714 code for a protein of 237 amino acids. Gene Ontology annotation, molecular function: protein-containing complex binding. The transcript is spliced from 3 exons. Gene Ontology annotation, biological process: protein transport to vacuole involved in ubiquitin-dependent protein catabolic process via the multivesicular body sorting pathway. NCBI's taxonomy places the organism in Eukaryota, Fungi, Ascomycota, Eurotiomycetes, Onygenales, Onygenaceae. The record is from RefSeq and is a predicted model, not a curated record. Gene Ontology annotation, cellular component: ESCRT I complex.